AUGGGUGCUCCUUCCAGUUUUGCCGUAAAAUCUAAAAAGAAGAAUUUGCUAUCCAAGAUUUACACCAUCAAGCGCAAUAACUUGAAGACCAGGAAAAUUGCUGCUCGAUACAGAAAAAUUCGGCGUGGGUUCCCGAGACGUCAUCAGAAGAAGUACUAUCGACACCGGAAAUUCUGGAAAGACAACAUGAGUUUGAGACGUGUGAAGCGAUACGUGCAACCGGUCGGCAACAUCCUCAGCAAGAUCACCGAGAUUCUGAAGAUUGCCAAGAAGAAGCCGCUGCAGGAGAAGAGCUGGCAAGAGCAGGUGGCAGAAAUUCGAUCGGCAGGAGUCAGGUUGAAACAGAAGCAGCAGAAGAGAGAAAAAUUCAACAAGCGCCUCAACUACCUGCACGAGAUGAUCGGCGAGAUGCAGAACGAGGUGAUGCAGCCGUUGGAGCUGAUGGGCCUACUCGACGAGGAGAGCGCCAAGCAGUUCGAGGCGUCGCAGAUUGACGAUGUUGUUCCGGGGACGAGCGACUACGGUGGACGCUACAAGGACCUUCCCUUCGGCACCACUGAACGUCCGGGAGAUUUUCACGACUCGGAAAUGUUGGCGUCACCUGUUCGACUUGUUCGUGAUGGGAUUAAACUCCUGAUGUCGAUGGCGGGAAAAGAUACAACCCAAUUCGACCGCCAGAAUCUGAAGCUAUUCUCCCCGAAGCUGCUUGAAUUAUCGCCUGAUGAGAAGAGGGAUGAGGUGGCCGUCUUCUCACCAAAGCUCUUCUCCAUGCACAACCAAAGCUCCGAUCCGAUCGAGCGGGCUUUGAGCGUACAGAAUCUCCUCUCCACCGCCAAGUACAAUCAACACCAAAAGUUGCUAGACUUCAUCCUGGAGGCGUCCGGGGUCAGCGACGUCAUUGGGACGAUGGCGAACAUGGAGAAGAUCGAGGACACCAAGGAGUUCGGGCGGCUUGACCCACGUGCUUUGGGAAAUCCAGCACUGGCCGAAGAACUUCACGAAGACGAAAUCAUUGCCAAGGGAGUGGAUAUGGAUAGCCUAAUAAACGCCGUCGACGACACCAAGCAGUUCAAAAUUCCGGGAGAAAACGGAAGUGAGAUCCACAUCUCAAAAGCCGAGAUCAGGAGGUUUUACGGGGAGCUCGAGGUGAAGAAGGUCAUACUGUUCGAGAUACUUCAUCACUCCUUCACGAAGAAACAGAUGGAAGACUUCCAAGACCGAGGCCGCUCCACCCUCACCUCAAACCAACGACGUCUUCUAUACGGUCACGGCAGCCCAUAUCAAAAUAUAGAAGCUCUGGAGGCCAUGGAUCGUGUUGAGGAGCAUGAGGUCGAAAAAUUCCUGGAGCGUACAGUACACGACUUGGCAAUUGACGGUCGGAAAAUGACGGUCAGACAUGGAAAAAUGGCGAUUGAAAAUGGGACGAAGUCUGAUGUGGCUGAAGAGGUGGCGAAGGAGUCGGGGACGUUCCUGGUCUGCGCUGAACUUGCUGAUGAUGGGUGCAAGACGCAUGAUGUGUCACUCACUUUCCUCAAACUGCUGCCGCCACAUCGUCCAUGCAGCGUGUGCAAGCGAUGGGGGAUCGCCUUGACGCCGUUCGUUUUCACCCCUGUAGUCGGGCUCCCCGCAGCCGCCUCACAGCCAUUCAUCCUGUCGCCUAUCAUCUUCUCGCCCUUGAUCUUGUCCCCGAGCGUCUUCGGGGCGUCAGUGCUCUCGCCGUUUAUCUUCACACCGUUGAUCUUGUCGCCGAAAGCUUUGGGGCCGAUCAUUCUCUCGCCCGCCCUGUUCGACCCGUUGAUCAUCUCCCCAUUGGUGUUGUCGCCGAUUAGUAAGGUAGGAAAGCUCCUCAAUAAAGUAUCACAUCUCAUCAAGUUGGCCAAGAAUAAGCCGGUCAAGGACCGAAGUUGGGAAGAAACUGUGGCCGAGAUCAAGGAGAUCGGCGCAAGACUGAAGGCCAAACAAGGAAAGAGAGAAAAGCUCAACAAACAACUGAACUACCUGCACGACGUCAUCAGUCAGAUGCAGAGUGAUGUUGUACGUCCACUGGAGACCAUGGGACUUCUUGAAGAAGGUCAAGCAUCAGAGCUGAUGCGGUUUCCGACAUCGAAUUUUGCCAAGUCCCCAGAUGACAUCCCGGCUCCGGGAAAUGGCAACGACAAGACCGAGGGGUCUGAAUUCUUGGCUUCACCCGUCAAGCUAGUCCGGAGAGGAAUUAAACUUGCCAUGACGCUGGCCGGAAGGGACACCCGGAACUUUGAACACCAGAACCUGAAGCUAUUCUCCCCGAAGUUGUUCGAGUUAUCGCCAGAUCAUGACAAAGAAGAGGCAGUCGAAAAGCUAGAAGACACCGAGCUGAGCGCACGGCUCGAUUCUCGAGUCCUAGGUGAUCCAACUAUGACCGAAAAAUUUCGCGACGGCAAGGAGAAGCCGGUAGAAGCGCCAGAAGAGGACGGUCUAGAGGAAAUCCUGGCAAAGGGGCUUGACCUUGACAGUAUGAUCGAGGCAGUAGACGACCAAAAAGUCUUCCGAUUACCUGGAGAAAACGGGACCGAGAUCCAGAUGGAAGACUUCUCCGCCAACGGGCGAACGAUUUUGACAAAAAAUCAACAACGUCUACUUUACGGUCCCGGCAGUCCAUACAAAAAUGAGCAAGCACUGGAAGCGAUGAGCAAGAUGGGGCGGGAGGAGAUGAAGCAGCUAGUCGAACGUACAGUUCGAGAUCUGGCGGUAGAUGGCCGAAAAAUGGUAUUACGUGACGGGCUGAUGAGCAUCGAGACGGGGCAGUUCGAAAAUUCCGCUACAGUACUCUCGCCGUUCAUCUUCACCCCGUUCAUCGUCUCGCCGAAAAUCCUGGGACCAGUGAUAUUGUCACCAUCCGUUUUCACCCCGAUCAUCCUCUCGCCGCUGGUGAUGAACCCGAUUGUCCUAACGGCUGGAUGUGGACUGCCGAUCAUCCUGUCCCCCUUCGUGAUGACGCCCUUCAUCUUGUCGCCCCAGGUGAUGACGCCCGUAAUUCUCUCGCCCAUCUGUCUCUCUCCUAUCAUCGGAACACCAAUGUCACUGACCCCACUUAUCCUAUCCCCCUUUGUUCUCUCGCCCAUCAUCCUGUCCCCUUCCUACGUCGGUGGUCUCGUCCUCUCCCCAUCAGCCCUCUCGCCGGGUAUCCUCUCCAACGGAGCCAUCUUCACCUCGGUGCUCUCCCCUUCUGUACUCAGC
Mesorhabditis spiculigera is the source of this 3216-nucleotide messenger RNA. The record is from the annotation of a GenBank genome assembly. Lineage: Eukaryota; Metazoa; Nematoda; Chromadorea; Rhabditida; Rhabditidae.